This is a messenger RNA of Solenopsis invicta (red fire ant), 4893 nucleotides long. RefSeq lists its product as uncharacterized. The transcript is spliced from 5 exons. The record is from RefSeq and is a predicted model, not a curated record. NCBI's taxonomy places the organism in Eukaryota, Metazoa, Arthropoda, Insecta, Hymenoptera, Formicidae. Bases 483 to 4862 code for a protein of 1459 amino acids.
UUCAAAUUUGUCAGAGUUUGGUUUAAAAAAAAAAAUUGUUUGCAGGUUCGAAGUACCGUGCGAUCUAAGCAACAUAAUACAAUAUAGCGAGAUAAAAUUCGGAUUUUCGUUUCUUUUUAACUGCAAGAUGGGAUGUCUUCUAAGUCAAUGAUGGCCAUAGGCGCAUAUCUUUCGGUAAUGAGAUCCACGGCGACAAGACGAGACCAAACGAGAUAACGUGAUACACACGAGCGUCUGUACGCACAUAGAUCACGACGCACAUUCCCGGAAUUUCGUCCAGCGAUUCUUACUCCCGCCUCGCGGCCACAUGGAUCCUUAUGAUACCAAACGGCGCCUCGUGGGACCAGUUACGAUGGAACCGAAGAAGACGGGACGCAGCAGAAGAAGCGAGAUAGUCGGUGGGAAUCUAUUACAACGGGGUUGGAACAUCGUCGAGACGUCGGUUCGCUUCAGUCGUGGAGAUCUCGCAGAAGGUUCGAGCCAUGCGGCCGUACCUCAUCGUCCUGAUCUACCUCGCGAGCACGGCACUCGCGAGGUACCAUGAAAAGACACGUUUCGAUCGAUCUGUUCACGAAUAUGAGAUAAGAGAUGCGGAAAACAAUAAUGAAAGAAAACAAUGGUCUUUCACUGAUGAUCAAUUCGUUGCAUACAAGAGCAGGAAAGAGAACGAUUGCUAUCUUGAAGAUAUAAGGCAGGGUCAGAAUGUGUCACCUACAAAACGACAAUUCAAGAUAUUCUAUGCGUCGACAGCCCUCACGAAACUAGAGGCGUGGCAACUUGCUGGAGGUCGAAUUGUGGAUUUCUGCAACGGCCGUAAUAUUCUUUUAUUGCAAACAACAAGACCUGUGCCUGGGCGAACUCUCGAUCCCUUCUUCAAUGAAAUUCCUAUGGACGAAAAUGAUAUUUUGCCAAAACGCGUGGCCGACGUGAUUCUCAUACCAUUGAAAGCUCGAAUAAAGCGACAACUUCAACUCGAGCAACGAGAGAAGUUGAACAAAAAUAUCGAUCGAAUUCGUCGGCAGACGAAUCAGUUUCGAGGGAAGUUUCGUGGUCAGACUCAAUCUCAAUAUUUGAAUUUUGGCGAUGAAAAAAAAGAAGGCAAAGCCGAAGCUGAAGCUACUCAGCAAUCUUCGCACGCGGUAGUUAGUGGUAGUCGCGGUAUGGGUCAAGCACAAAGUAUGUCAUCAGGUAGUACUGGAUGCGAAGAUUGCCCUGGAUAUCGUGGAUAUCCUGACGGGAUACCGGAUAAGAUACAAGUUUCACCUAUAGGUGUUGAUGGACAACGUCCAGAUACUGGAAUACCAGGUAUUACACAGCCUGGAACAGGAGUCAUUCCUGGAGUUAUAUCUUACCCUGGUGGGCAGAUAAUGUAUCCAACUGGAGAAGUUCCUGGAAGCAGACCAGAAACUUAUCCUGGAGGUGUUCGUCCUGGUACUGUGAUACCAGGAAUUGACGGGACGUAUCCUGGAGGUGUUCGUCCUGGUACCAUGAUACCAGGAGCUGACGGGACGUAUCCUGGAGAUGUCCGUCCUGGUACCGUGAUACCAGGAGCAGACGGGACAUAUCCUGGAGGUGUCCGUCCUGGCACUGUGAUACCAGGAGUUGAUGGAACGUAUCCUGGAGGCGCCCGUCCUGGUACCGUGUUACCAGGAGCAGCCGGGACAUAUCCUGGAGGUGUCCGUCCUGGCACUGUAACAGCAGGAGUUGACGGAACGUAUCCUGGAAGCGUUCGUCCUGGUACUGUAAUACCAGGAGCAGACGGGACAUAUCCUGGAGGCGUUCGUCCUGGUAUCGUGAUACCAGGAGCAGACGGGACAUAUCCUGGAGGUGUCCGUCCUGGCACUGUGACACCAGGAGUUGAUGGAACGUAUCCUGGAGGCAUCCGUCCUGGUACCGUGUUACCAGGAGCAGACGGGACAUAUCCUGGAGGUGUCCGUCCUGGCAUUGUGACACCAGGAAUUGACGGAACAUAUCCUGGAGGCGUUCGUCCUGGCACUGUGACACCAGGAGUUGAUGGAACGUAUCCUGGAGGCAUCCGUCCUGGUACCGUGUUACCAGGAGCAGACGGGACAUAUCCUGGAGGUGUCCGUCCUGGCAUUGUGACACCAGGAAUUGACGGAACAUAUCCUGGAGGUGUUCGUCCUGGCACUGUGAUACCAGGAAUUGACGGGACGUAUCCUGGAGGUGUUCGUCCUGGUACCGUGACACCAGGAGCAGACGGAACUUAUCCUGGAGGCAUCCGUCCUGGUACCGUGGUACCAGGAGCAGACGGGACAUAUCCUGGAGGUGUCCGUCCUGGCACUGUAACAGCAGGAGUUGAUGGAACGUAUCCUGGAGGUAUUCAACCUGGACUCCAACCAGUGCAAGGUAUCUAUCCUGGUGGCAUUGUAACUUCAGUAACAACGGGUACCACUGCUAUUACUGGUGUUGGAUCUUACCCGGUUAGUACCCUUCCUGGAACAGGCUUACCUAGUGGAACAUAUCCCGGAGUUCCUGGUACUCAUGUCGGAACUGGAAUCUAUCCUGGCGGUGUCCGACCCGAUUCGACUAUCCCAGAACAAAGGAUAUAUCCAGGUAGUGUUGUUCCAGGAAAGAUAGUAAUUCAAGGUGUUCAUCCUGAUGGACAGCAGACUGUCGUAUUCCAUCCCCAAGGUGUUCCAGCAGGCACUUUACCAAGCAGAGGUCAAGUUUCUGGUACGACUACAUCUGGUACACAAAUAAUAACUUAUCCAGAUGGUCGACCAACAAAUGGUCAAAUUUUUUAUCCUGGAGGUGCUCGUCCUGCUACUGUGACACCGGGAGUUGAUGGCACAUAUCCUGGAGGUGUUCACCCAGGUAUUGUGAUACCAGGAACAACUGGUGUUAUACAACCUGGCAGGCUCCCUGACGGAACUGGCACUGUUCCUGUACCAGAUGGUCAAAUUACAUAUCCAAGUGUUACAUAUCCUGGUACUAUUCCAGGCACAUAUCCUGGCAAUGCGCAACAAGUUACUUCUCCCAGUGGUACCUUAUAUCCUGGUCAAGGAACUUAUCCAGGAGGACAAGCGCCAAUUUAUCCAAGUGAACAAUAUCCAGGCACGGGUAUCAAAAUUCCGGGAACAGGAGGCGUUCAGUAUCCAACAGGUCAGACAAUUGGAGAAACUGGUAUUACUGGGCAGUAUCCUAGUCAAUAUCCAGGUCAAGGAGUAAGUGGAGGACUUGGAACAGUAGGUGUAGUGGACGAUGGUACCGAGUCGCAGGCAUCGAGUUCCGUACAGCAGAUAGACUCGGGUACUCAAGCGAGCGCUGCGGCUCAGGGUAAAUACGGAUCGGGCACAGCUCAGUCGCAGGUGACAGGCACUUAUAGCGGUUCCGGCACCUUCUCGGCUCAGGCUGGUACCAGCGACGCCAACAAGAGUGCUCAGACUGAGAUUAGUGGCGGUAAAGAAGGAGCUACUAGCAAUGCGCAAGGUAUUGCCGGUUACGGAAAGAGUCAGACGCAGGUUCAAUUGGACUCUGACUCCGGAGCUACCUCGACAGGUGCUCAGAGCAGCGGCUGGAAUCAUGGUACCAACUCACAAGUGCAAGCAAGUUCCAAGGGUGGAAUGGCGGACGCUCAAGCCAACGGUGAGGGUAGUACUUCCAGCCAGGCGCAAAUCGGAUUUCAGCCGUACUUAAAGAGCGACGAUGAGAAGAUGGAGAAGCAUGCGACGCCAUUUCGCGGUAGCGGAACAGCAUCAGCUCAAAGUGGCACUCAUCGAGGUCAGUCCCAAUCACAGCUACAAGGUUCCUUCCAAUACGGAAUCACGUACACCGGUGCAGCGCAGGCUGGUUCCGGAUCUGGUGCCGCAUCUUCACGGAAGCCUUUUAAUUUCACCGACACCGAACUCUUCAAGCCCUUUAAGGCGGUUUUUCCUUUGAAACGACCAGCGAAUGUUGAUAGCGCACAUUCAAAUCUGUCAGCAAGUUCUAAUUACAACAGACAGGAUGAAAAGCAAAAUCGCGAGCAAGGCUUGCAAAGUAGUUCAACUUCAAGGCAGACCGUCGUCCUAACUUCUAAGAACAAUCCAGACGAUGCUGCUGACAAAAAAGUGGUAGCUACUGAAAAAGCGCAAAUAGACGAUACAUACGAUGAAUACGAUGACGAUUACACGGAUGAGAAUGAUUAUCCUGCGGCUGCGGAUUCGAAGUUGACAAUCAAAGAGAAGUUCUCGGGAACUUUCUCGAAUCCGAGCUCAAGUCAUCAGAAAUUUGACAAGACCAUUCAGCAGCAGAGCCGCACUCAGUCGCAGGCAAUACAGAUCGCUAAAGGGAAUCAGUACAAUGUCCACGUUAAUCAAGAUUCAAACAUACCGCGAACGGGCGAUACUUUGCAACCGGGACAAUCCGUAUCAGGAUACACCAUCCCGCCUGGAUUCCGCGGUCGAGUGAUGUCGACCUCCGGCAUCGAAACCGUUGCUCAGGGCGACGGCAAGUCUCAAUCGCAGACUGUAUCUUUGGUGUCAAAGGAUUCCAAUAAUACCAAGCCAUCGUCCACAGAGACUAGAUCGCUUCAAACAAAUUAUGAGCGUCAUUACAUUGGUCGGCAUACGUCGAAGAACCAAGAAUCUCCCGUUAAUCAAAACAUAUCUUUCGAUAAGCAUACAAGACCUACUCCGGCGAUAGCGGCGAAACCAAGUUACUAUACCGUAACCAACAGUUUUGCUGGAAAGAUAAACGGCAGCAACGAACCGAAAAAAUACGAACAUCGAUAUUACACCAAAAGUUCCACCUGCGGUUACUUCACAUUUUCUUGUAAUGUCCUGUACGGUUCCAAUGGCAGGACAAAGAUCUGCAAGCCAAAAGUGCCAACAUAUCCCAAUGGCACGCCUAUGCGGUGUUGAAUCACCAAAUAUAUAUGAUAUUUAACGGCAA